Haliotis rubra (blacklip abalone) is the source of this 1644-nucleotide messenger RNA. RefSeq names its product scavenger receptor cysteine-rich domain superfamily protein-like. Lineage: Eukaryota; Metazoa; Mollusca; Gastropoda; Lepetellida; Haliotidae. The coding region runs from base 505 to 1644 and encodes 379 amino acids. The transcript has 10 exons. Gene Ontology annotation, cellular component: membrane. The record is from RefSeq and is a predicted model, not a curated record.
CUGUGGUUCGGAGAUACUCUGCAGUUUUGGGAGGGACAUGUCAGGAUAAUAAAAUCCACUUGUACAAGUUCAACUAGGACGAUAGGGGUUCUAAUGUGUCCUUGUGUCACGCCAUCAUGGACAAGAGGCUGAAGAUUUGUUUGAUGUUUCUAGCUACGGUGACUGUCAGCGUGUUUGGGCAGGAAAUCCGACUAGUGUCCCCACUGGACAAUGGAGUUGGGAGACUUGAGGUGUACUAUAAAGGCACCUGGGGCACUGUGUGUGACGAUGACUUUGGUGCUGAUGAAGCUAAAGUGGCCUGCAAACAACUAGCACGAUACAAAAGCGGACUUAAACCGAGGGCGAUUCAAGGUUUCGGUUUUGGAGGAGGGAGGAUUUGGUUGGAUCAAGUGAAUUGCAGCGGAGCCGAAUCAUCUUUGGCCAAAUGUUCACAAUCCAUGGGGCGACAACAAUUGUUACCAUAGUAAAGAUGUUGGCAUCAUAUGUGAUCCAAGUGACAUAACGAUGAAGCUGACACCGAACUACAAAAGGGGUCUCCUAGAGGUAUUCCACUCUGGUAGCUGGGGCACAGUGUGUGAUGAUAGCUUCGGACAAGUAGAAGCUUCAGUUGUGUGCAGGGCUCUGGGGUACCAAGGAGGGAAGGUAUUCAAUGAAAGGAGUUCCAAUAAAAUGUGGCUGGAUGACGUCCAGUGCACGCUGUUGAACACGGAUCUAAAGGACUGCAAACACCAGCCAUGGGGGAUGGAUGACUGUGGCGAUUCAGAGGCUGUUGGUGUCGAGUGUUUUUCAUUUCCUGAAGAGGCUACAGCGGCAAGACUUUUCUCGCCCACCAACGCGCCAGGAGAAGGAGUUCUGGAGCUGUUCUAUAGAGGACGGUGGGGAAGAGUUCAUUACUCUGGGUUCGGAGUUGAAGAGGCAAAAGUUGCCUGCAGAAUGUUGGGACACAGCACCAUUGCAGCCAAAGCCAGGUCAUCUUCAAACACCGGCAGCGACUCACGAAGUGAUAUUGUAGAAAAGGUCCAUUGUCUUGGCACUGAACUCACUCUGAACGAAUGUCUUCAUUACCCUUGGGUUAAGGGUGACUCGUCAUCAAGAGUUGUCCGAAUACAGUGUCCAAACGCUAAUCUUCAAAUACGCUUGAACUCGACAACCCCUGGACGGGGACGGGGACGGGUAGAAGUACGCCACAACAAUGUCUGGGGAACAGUCUGUAGAGGGUCGUCGUUUUCCUCAGAGGAGGCACAAGUUGUGUGCAAAAUGGCAAAUCUGCCCUGGACAACAGCCUAUACGACAACAUAUUAUGGGUUUUGGAGAAGACUUGUUUGGCUGAGUAACGUCGACUGUACGGGGACCGAGACCUCCCUAGACGAGUGUUCCCACUCAGGUUGGGGAACAGCACCAAGCUGUUCUCAUAAUAAAGAUGUCGGCGUGAAAGGAACAACGCCAUCCUUCAAUGCCUACGGACUCCGGAGCAGCUCCCAAAUAGAUAGAACAAGGUCAAGUCAGGCCCAGUACUUCCCCACCAGCUGUUCCACAACCUCGACCCUGAGAGCCAACGGCAACCAUCAGACCCACAACUCCCCCGCCAGCUGUUCCACAAGUUUCACCCACAAUGGCCUUCAAGAUCAAACACCUGGGAGUUGA